Molecule: messenger RNA, 1454 nt
Organism: Cynoglossus semilaevis (tongue sole)
Lineage: Eukaryota; Metazoa; Chordata; Actinopteri; Pleuronectiformes; Cynoglossidae
Exons: 4
Coding region: 589-1209 (206 amino acids)
Source: RefSeq, a predicted model, not a curated record
CCAAAAAAAUAUUAGAAUAAUGCAUCAAAUUGAAACUUUAUGAACAAAAUGUUUUUGAUCCCUCCCCACACACUUUUUUUCUCCUCCGAUGCUAAGCUAGGCUACAUUAUGAUUACAUUUCCACCAUGAAGAUUCUUGAUGAAAUAGAAAGAAAAUACGGCACCAUAUACUGACACUGACCUCCUAAAAAGUGUUUGUUUGUUGUUUAAAAUUUUCAGAAAAUACCUGAUUACUGCAGUGUUAUGAGUGUAAAAAAAAAAAAAAAAGCUCUGUGUAAACAUGCAAAUUCAUGAUUUACAGAUUGAAGUUACUCACAAUGCAACCAUUUUUAGAGACUAACACUUGGGUUUUCACUCUUUGAGUCACUGCUGCCUGAUUUGCAUCUGUGACACAUUAACAUUGUUGCAGAACUUGAUCUAAACUGCGUAGUUUGGGGCUCCAGAUUUUUUUUUUGUUUGUGAAACAGAGAGUUAGCUCCACUUUGCCCCAGAGACACAUAGUGGUUCAGCUUUUCCUAUCAAAAUGAGGAAGUGAAACAUCUGACUGUACCCUGCAUUCGUACAUCCAUCUGUGACUUACACACAGUCGAUGUCUUCAAGACAUCGUUUUAGUCACAAGCCCGGUUGUACGGUCAGCGAUCUCCUCAUCUGUCCCCUCAUCACAGCCAUGGUUAGGAAGAACUGUUCUGCUGGACGGAAGUGGGACAACCUGGUCACCGCCUGUGUCACCAUGAAGAUGAAAGUAGUGAAGACAGAAACUCUGAAAGUUCCACUUCAACAGACUGUUGUGGACAGGCCUCCAGCCUCACCGGCCAACCCCGUGACCCUGCUGACCCCACCCCUGUGGCUAUUUGUACUGCUGUCCACUGUGGGUUCCAUCCUGGUGUUGACCGUGUGGAUCAUCAUAUUCAAGAGGUCAAAGAGAAACAACGUCACACCAGACGAUGCAGAACCUGGACCAGAACCAGUUCAGAAAGCUGAGGUACAGACUGAAGCCCACCUGCUGCUGUCAGAUGGGCUCAGUCAGACACAGGCUCCAACACCCUGUGUCCACCUGCACCUAGGAGCAAGCACAGAGUCGAAGAGAGAAGGUGGACCCGUACUGGAUAAACAAUGGCUGCCCAAAUACAGCACAACUAGGGAGCAUAGAAUUCCACUUCCUGCCACAGAGCUGGGAGGAACUGCAUUAGUUACAACCAAAACAGUGUGAGCGGCGUGACCACGUGGAGGAAAUGGCAGAAGAAGAGUUAUUCGCUCGAACCACGCAUUAAAUCAGCAAUUCAGGAUUAUUUUAACCACAGAAUAAAAUGACCAGGGAGUGGCCGUGGACGACGGCUUACCAGCAUUUAAAGCAUGCCAUAAAAAUACGGUCUGUAAAAAUUUUGUUUCUGCAAAAAUUUCUUUUCUUUUUCGUUUCUCCAUGUUUCUCAUCAAAUUAUAGCGUUUUUAAAAAAU